AUGUCGUCUCCCAGUCAUAAAUCCAAGUCUAGGACUCGGAAAACUACAAAAAGAACACCCUAUGGAAGUACAUCAUCAGAGGAAUCAACAGGAGCUUGGAAAUGGUGGAUCAUCUUACCUGUAGUUACCAUCCUCCCUUAUCUUUUCUCCAAAGCUCAUUACAACCUCCCUGAUCCUGUUUCACCAUAUGAUCCGUCUGGUCUGCCACAGGUAUCGGAAGAUCUGGUGAUGGGACAUAUUGCCGCUUUGGAACAAAUAGGUUAUCGGAUAGUAGGGACACAAGAAGCUCUAGAUGGGGAGAAAUACGUUCUUGAUCAAGUCAAGAUAUUAGAGGGAAAUUGUAAUGAUGGUGGGGUUUUGAAAUGUGAGGUUUGGGUACAAAAAGGUUCUGGAUUUCAUGAAUUCGAACUCCUCGAUCAUGAAAUACUCAAAGUCUACAAAGGUAUAACGAAUAUCAUCCUUCGUAUCACCUCACUUUUUCCACCUUCAGGUCCUAGGGAUCCAGAAGCGAAAGAUGCUAUUCUCUUAGGAUCGCAUAUCGAUUCCACUUUACCAAGUCCAGGUGCUGCAGACGAUGGAAUGGGGGUGGGGGUCAUGUUGGACGUAGCGAGAGUUUUGGUCGAACGUAAUGCUCCUUUUGACAAUUCUAUCAUUUUCCUAUGGAAUGGAGGUGAAGAAACGUUACAAGACGGCUCACAUCUUUACUCUACACAACAUGAAACGAGACAUAGCGUGAAAGCCAUGAUCAACCUCGAAGCUGCUGGUACCACCGGAGGAGCUUUAUUAUUCCAAGCCACCAGUGCGGAAUUGAUAGAGGCUUAUUCCCGUGCGCCUCAUCCUCGGGGUACGGUCAUUGCAGCGGACGUUUUCGCUUCAGGUAUCAUCCUUUCCGAUACGGAUUUUGGUCAAUUUGAACAAUAUCUCAACGUACCCGGUUUAGACGUCAGUCGACCCUUCCAAACGGCUGACAACAGCGAUUCCAUAGUAAACAUCGAAACAGGUGCUGCUCAGCAUUUCGCAGAUAAUAUCAUAGCCAUUGUCGAUUACCUUCUAUCUCCAAAUUCACCAUUACCUCAUACUUUAUCUCCUCCCCAUACAGUGUAUUUAUCACUCUACGAUCGAUUUUUCUUUCAUUGCACUAUGCCAACAGCCGGUAUAGUGUAUUUCACCAUGGCCACAAUGGUUCUAGCCGUCAUUAUUGUAGAUCUCCGACAGUCCGCUAUAAGACCAUUCCUCAUCGCUCUUAUCGGUACUCCCGUCGGUCUCAUCGCCGGUCUUAUCCCCGCCAUAUUACUAGCUUUAUCAUUAUCAAGUAUCGGGAAAGGACAACUUUGGUUCAGACAUGAACAUUUAUCUCUAGUGCUUUAUUGUCCUAUCGCAUAUUUAGGAAGUCUACUAUGUCAAUAUUUUCUGUCCACUUUCCUACCACCUUCUCAACGACAUCGAAUGGAAUCAGCAACUUAUCAUGCUCAAUUAGUAUGGUAUACGACUCUCAUGUUAUUAAUUCAUAAUUUGGGAAUCCGAUCAGCAUACAUCUUCACAUUCCUCGUCACUCCUCAAUUAUUAGCGACCAGUUGGAAAAUGUUUCGUCAAUUGAUCAACCCGAAGGGAGCCCGUGAAUUAGGUGCCAUAGGUGGAUACGUUUUACCUCUGGCUGUGUUGAUGUUCUUAUGUGUGGAAGCUAUCACUUCUACAUUGGACAUUUUCACUCCGUUAAGUGGUAGAAUGGGUAAAGACGCCCCUGCGGAAAUUAUAAUAGCUACUAUUUCAGCUAGUUGCGGAUUGGUGUUUUUCCCACCUGUCGUCCCAUUGUUUCAUCGUCUUCCGCGGAAACAACAAAGAAGGACUAUAAUGGGGUUGACGGUAUUGACUUUGGGUGUGAUAGGUUUCAUGACUAGUCCUAUGUGGGGUCCAUACGAUAAGAUGCAUCCGAAGAGAGGGGCUGUUCAGUAUACACAUAAUCAUACGGAUCACACCGACACUCUCCAUCUAGCAUACAUGGACAGAGGUUACAGUCAUUUCCACAUAGCUCUACACGACCAAUUUGCUCCUGAAUCAAAUAUGACACAUACCUCUUUAACUCCCUACGAUCCAGAUUGGGACGUUUUAUAUCCCGUCUCGACUUUUCUGGAUACGUAUCGAUUUGAAAUUCCCGGUCAAGAGUUUUCAUGGCCUGAUUUGCGUUGGAGUAUGAAAGAGGUUUCAAGAACUGGGGAUGAAAGGAGGGUACGAUUGACUUUUGAUUUUACUGGCCUCCUAUGGCCUACAAUAGCGUUCGAGGCCGAGAUACUAGAUUGGAACUUUGAAUUCCCUCCUCCAAAAGGAAUCAAGAGACAUCAUUUCAAAAUUGCCACAUCAUUAGACGAUGCGAUCGUGGAGCUCGAAUUGGGAAUUCCAUUAGAGAAGGUGAUAAUGGAUUGGAGUGCUAUCGAUAUGAACCAAAUGGUCCCUAACACUGCUCCCCGUCUAGGACCCAAUAUGCCCGCUAGCAAACUAUUGACUGAGAUUGAUAGUUGGGCUCAAAAUGCGUUCUCGGGAAGUAUAGAUCUCUUGAUGUUUGGUGCUGUUGUAGGGUCUAUAGAAGUUUAG
This is a messenger RNA of Tremella mesenterica DSM 1558, 2589 nucleotides long. RefSeq lists its product as uncharacterized. Gene Ontology annotation, biological process: proteolysis. The record is from RefSeq and is a predicted model, not a curated record. Lineage: Eukaryota; Fungi; Basidiomycota; Tremellomycetes; Tremellales; Tremellaceae. Gene Ontology annotation, molecular function: metalloexopeptidase activity. The transcript is spliced from 13 exons. The coding region runs from base 1 to 2589 and encodes 862 amino acids.